Messenger RNA from Penicillium concentricum, 918 nucleotides. Its product is annotated as metallophosphatase domain-containing protein. Gene Ontology annotation, molecular function: hydrolase activity. The transcript has a single exon. The coding region runs from base 1 to 918 and encodes 305 amino acids. The record is from RefSeq and is a predicted model, not a curated record. NCBI's taxonomy places the organism in Eukaryota, Fungi, Ascomycota, Eurotiomycetes, Eurotiales, Aspergillaceae.
AUGUCUUUCAGAAUGACUGCGUUCGGCAGCAACUCGUCAUACAUCAUUCCACCACCGGCGCCGCCAUCAGCUUGGCAACAGUUCCGAGAUCGACCUUAUCUCUUCCUCGCCCGCAAGCUCUAUUCAUGGCGACCAGUCAACCUCCCUCUAUUGCCUGAAAACCCCGUAUCUAUAGUCUGCAUCUCAAACACCUACAGACAGCGAUCAAAUAUACCGCGAGGCGACAUUCUGAUCCACGCUGGCGAUUUGACAUCAGAUGGAUCGCUCGCCGAGCUCCAGAUCACGCUGAAUUGGCUCCAAGCCCAGCCUCACCCCAUCAAGAUUGUUGUUGCGGGUAGAUCUGACCGGUAUCUUGAUAAAAUGAAGAGGGGAACUCGUCGCUGGAGAGUUGAAGAUCUCGAGAGUGUAUACUGGGGCGACAUCAUCUAUCUGGAGCACCAGCAUGUCGUUGUGACCUGUUGGAAUGGACGCCAACUCCGCAUCUAUGGAAGCCCAUACUCACCAAUGACCAUUCCUUCCUCGGCUUUCCAGUACCCCAACUCUGAUAACAUUUGGGACCGAAUCCCCGACAAUAUCGACGUUCUCAUCACUCACACACCACCAUACACGCAUCGCGACUCUCUCAGAGGCUGCCCGCAAUUGUUGAAUGAGAUUUGGAGGGAUCCUCCUCAUCUGCAUGUCUUUGGGUGCGCUCUCGAGAAUUAUGGAAUUGAAUUUUUGCACUAUGAUGCUCUUCAGGAGGCCAUGGAGAAUAUUGAGGCUGAGGGUGGGGGAUUCUUCAAUCUUCUGAUGGUAAUCAAAGGGUUUGUACAGUCAUUUUUUCGUCCUGAUAUCAAAGCCAAGUCUCUACUUGUCAAUGCAUGCAUGAACGGAGGAUUGUGGAAUCUUGAACGCGAACCGAUCACGGUAAUCAUGUGA